GCAGAGAUUGUCAAGCGUCUCAGUGCCAUCUGUGCUCAGAUCAUCCCUUUCCUCUCUCAGGAGCACCAGCAACAGGUGGUCCAGGCGGUGGAGAGGGCCAAGCAGGUCACCAUGGCCGAGCUCAACGCCAUUAUCGGGCAGCAGCAGCUCCAGCACCUGUCUCACCACGCUCCGGGCAUCCCCCUGACCCCGCACCCGUCCGGCCUGUCCCUGGGCGCCGGCGGCUCGGGGCUGCUGGCGCUGACCGGCGCCCUGGGCGUCUCGGCCCAUCUCGCCUCCAAAGACGAGCGCAACCACCUCGACCCCGAGCAUCUCAGAGCCCUACCUGUUGUGGCCGUCCUUACAGAGAGACCGAGAAGCAAGUCGGUGUCGUCGACGGACAGCCAGCCCCCCGAGGAGCGGCAGGGCCCGUCCGGGGGCUACUCCUCCUCGCAGGGGGGGGCCGAGGCCAAGAGGAGGCGCUGCGAUGACAAAGAGUCCCUGCCGCCACACUCCUACGACAGCGAUGGAGACAAGAGUGAAGACAAUCUUGUGGUGGACGUCUCCAACGAGGAUCUUCCUCCACACUCGCCGCACGGCAACGGGCUGGACCGAGCGCCCACCCUACGGAAAGAGCUCCCGGGCUCCUCCAGCACAGGGGAGGCUCCUUCCACCCCGAACCCCCGCAGCCCCACCCCAGGAAAGAACAAGGACCCCGCACAGAUGGACAAGUCCCAGUCUCCGUUGUCCAAAUCCAGCACCCCGUCCCCGUCCCGUCACGAAGCCCUCACCCCAGGAGCCCAAGGGGCCGCCGGAGGGCCGGGUCCCAGCACCUCCUGCCUCCGGCUGGUCAACAAAGCAGCGGCCGGUGCUGACCCUCUUGCUCUCCGCAGUCCCAUGUCUGUGCCCCCCGGUUCAUACCCAGCUCAUUUUGGCGUGGUGUCCCAUGCAGGACUCAACGGGGAGCUGGCCAGCCCGGGGGGGUUCGGAGGGGCUCUGACUCUCUCCCCGCAAAUCAGCACGGCGGCCAGCGCCUACUCUCGCAGCCCCAUGGUGGGGUAUGACUCUCGCUCUCACCUGAGGGCCACAGGGCUGUCCUCCUCUCUGCCUGGCUCCUCUGGCGGCAAGCCGUAA
Menidia menidia (Atlantic silverside) is the source of this 1113-nucleotide messenger RNA. The record is from the annotation of a GenBank genome assembly. NCBI's taxonomy places the organism in Eukaryota, Metazoa, Chordata, Actinopteri, Atheriniformes, Atherinopsidae.